GUCCGGGGACCGAGCUUCUCCUCUUGCUGUCGUAGGGCGGGAUCUGCGCGCCGAGGGCUCCUGCGCCAUGGACCGCGCCCCGCCGGCCCCGGAGCCCGCGGCCCCCCGCGCCCGCGCCCCGGCCGUGCUGGCGCCGGUGCGCGCCGUGCUCCGCCUGCGCCGCCGGGUGCGCGUCCUGCGCAAGCGGCGCCUCCAGGGGCCCGGGCCGGCCGGGCCGGGCUGUGGUCCCAGCGCUGCGCGCACCGAGCCCCGGUUCUUCACCUUCGACGGCCCGGCGGAGCCGCCUCCCCGGGCCCCGCGCAGGAGGCGCCGGCGCAGCCGCCUGGUGCUCUACCCCGAGGCCUCCCGCAAGCCCCGGCCGCGCGCCGAGCGCCGGAGCCGCGCACAGCGCUGCCUGUGGCUGCUGGUGGCCAUCGUGGGCUUCCAGGUGCUCAACGCCAUCGAGAACCUGGACGACAACGCGCUGCGCUACGACCUGGACGGGCUGGAGAAAGCGCUGCGGGGCGCCGUGUUCGGCCAGCCGGCCGCCGUGAGCCGCGUCGUGGCGCUGCUGCGGGACUACCUGGCCACGCACGCGCACGGCCGCCCGCUCCUGCUGGCGGUGCUCGGGCCCCGCGGCGUGGGCAAGAGCCUGGCGGGCCGCCUGCUGGCGCGCCACUUCCGCGCCGUGCCCGGCGGGGCGCCCGUCCUGCUGUACCACGCGCGCCACCACUGCCCCGAGCCGCGCGCCGCGCCGCGCUGCCGCCGGGACCUGGCCCGCCGCGUGUCCGACGUGGUGGCGCGGGCCGAGGCCGCCGAGAAGACGCCGCUCCUGGUGCUGGACGAGGCCGAGCUGCUGCCGCCCGCACUGCUGGACGAGCUGCACGGCCUCCUGCAGCCGCAGCGCCCGCACCGCUUCCGCAACGCCAUCUACGUGCUGCUCAGCGGCACCGGCGGGGCGGAGAUCACGCGGUUCGUGCUGCACCAGGCCUCUCGCGCCCCGCACAACGCCUCCCGCUCGCCGCCGGGCCUGGACGCCGCGGCCGCCGCGCGGGCCGAGGAGGAGCUGCGCGCCCGGCUCCGCGCGCUCCUGGCCCGGGAGCACCCGCUGUGGCAGACCGCGGCCAUCGUGCCCUUCGUGCUGCUGGACAAGCAGGACGUGAUCGGCUGCUUCCAGGACGAGAUGGCCGGGGAGGGCUUCUUCCCGGACCGGGCCCGCGCCGAACGCCUGGCCGCGCAGCUCAGCUACUACCGCGUGGCCGGCCGUGAGUUCGCGGUCACCGGCUGCAAGCAGGUGGUGGCCGCCGUGAACCUGCUGUAGCCCGGGCUUCUGGGUUGGCGGCGGAAGCGGGAAAGGAGGCCGGGGCUCGUCCAACCCGGCGCCACCCAGGGGCCCAUGGCGGG
Dipodomys spectabilis (banner-tailed kangaroo rat) is the source of this 1383-nucleotide messenger RNA. RefSeq names its product torsin family 4 member A (gene Tor4a). Bases 68 to 1300 code for a protein of 410 amino acids. The record is from RefSeq and is a predicted model, not a curated record. The transcript has a single exon. Gene Ontology annotation, cellular component: nuclear envelope; endoplasmic reticulum lumen. NCBI's taxonomy places the organism in Eukaryota, Metazoa, Chordata, Mammalia, Rodentia, Heteromyidae. Gene Ontology annotation, molecular function: ATP binding; ATP hydrolysis activity.